AUGGAGGCGCAUGGCAUUGCUUGUGAAGAGAUCCCAAAGUUUGCCGAUCCGGAAUACUGGCUUGAAUACUUUCCGCCUCGCGCAAUCGAGGACUUGAAGAGGUUUGGCAUCAAGGUCGACUGGAGACGCUCGUUCAUCACGACAGACAAAAAUCCCUACUUUGACUCGUUUGUCCGCUGGCAGUUUAAUUUGCUCAAACAACAAGACUUGGUUCGAUUUGGAAAGCGAUAUACCAUUGUCUCUCCUAAAGAUAUGCAGCCUUGCCAGGAUCAUGAUCGUGCUUCUGGAGAAGGUGUAAACCCGCAAGAAUAUACAGCCGUUCUUUUUAGAGUUGUUCCGGACGUGAAGUCUGACCCGCUUUUUGCGCUGAUUUCGGAACCAUCUCAACACGGCAUUUCAAACGCACAAGUUUACCUGAUUGCCGCUACGCUUCGACCGGAAACUCUAUAUGGUUUGACAAAUCUUUGGGCAUCCGCCGAUAUCCAGUACGUCGCAUUUCGCCAUACUGCUGGGUGGAUUGGGAUCUGCACGGAGAGGGCUCUUCUGAAUGGAUCCUACCAAGGAUGGACACCCACCAUGGGCUCCUAUCACAUAAUUUGCCCAAUUUUGGGAUCACAACUGAUGGGCGUCAAGGUAGAGUCUCCAAUAGCCUCUUCUUGCACCUCACCAUCGUCUUAUGAUGACUUAUUUGUGUUGCCAUUUCUGAAUUUGCUUCCCGAUAAAGGAACAGGGAUAGUAGCGUCUGUGCCUUCCGAUUCUCCAGAUGACUAUGCUGCUCUUUGGGACUUGCGACAGAAGCCAGCCUUGAGGGCAAAGUUUGGCAUCUCGGAUGAAAUGGUUCUUCCAUUUGAACCAAUCGGUAUUAUCCAAACCCAGGGCUAUUCCACUCCACUUUUGGCUUCUGAGCUCUGUGCUACCUUCAAUAUCCGCUCGCAAAAUGACAAAGAGGCACUUGCCAAAGCCAAAGCCCUUGCCUAUAAGGAUGGCUUUUAUUCUGGAAUCAUGCUUACAGGCCCUUAUAAGGGACAAACCGUGGCAGAUGCCAAGCCUUUGAUCAAAGCGGAUAUUCUGUCCUCCAAAAAGGCCAUUUCUUACUGCGAGCCAGAAGGAAAGGUUGUCGCUAGAACUGGGGAUGAAUGCGUGGUUGCGCUGAUGGACCAGUGGUACAUUGCAUAUGGGGAACCUUGCUGGAAAGAAAAGGUUGUAGCUCUUCUUGGGUGCAUGGAGCUUUUUCAUGAAGAAGCUCGCCAUCAAAUGGACUUUAUCAUCAAUUGGCUGGGUCAAUGGGCCUGUGCUCGGUCGUUUGGGCUUGGAUCUCGCUUGCCAUGGGACACUUCUUUUCUUGUUGAAUCGCUGUCGGAUUCUACCAUCUACAUGGCAUAUUACACCGUUUCGCAUUUCCUACAAAACGGAUCUCUAGACGGCUCUGGGGGCACCAUCGCUGCAUCGGAAAUGACAGGUGCAGUGUGGAGCUUUCUUUUUAACGGAUCUAGUGCACAAUCAAAGUCUGAUAUUCCGAAAGAAGUUCUUGCCUCGUCCCAAAUCCCACCUGAUCUGUUAUUGAAAAUGAAAAGAGAGUUCUCCUUCUGGUAUCCGAUGGAUCUUCGUGUUUCGGGAAAGGAUCUUUUAUUUAAUCAUUUAACCUUUAUGCUUUAUGCCCACUGUGCGCUGUUCCCAAAGCCAUGUUGGCCAAAGGGAAUGCGCGUAAAUGGUCAUCUUUUGUUGAAUGCAGCAAAGAUGUCUAAAUCGACCGGGAAUUUUAUGACCCUGUCCGAUGCGUUGGAUAGCUUUUCGGCCGACGCCACUCGAUUUGCACUUGCAGACGCCGGAGAUACCCUCGAUGAUGCCAACUUUAGCGUGGAGACUGCAAAUGCAGCUGUUCUGAAGCUGCACACUCUUCUUGAAUGGAUGGAGUCUGUGGUUUGCUCGGAUUUGCAAAGGACCGAUGAAACGGCCCUAAAUGUGUUUGACAAAAUCAUGCUGGCCAGGAUGGAUGAUUGUGUGCAAAGGGCCUACGAUGCUUAUGAUAAGAUGCUUUACCGCGAAGCACUAAAGUGGUCAUUUCACGAGCUUACUAAUGCUCGCGAUCGAUACCGAGAACUGUGUUCGUCCGGCUCUACCAAAUGCGGCCUGCAUACCAUGGUCAUUAAUAGAUACAUCCGGAUUCAAGCUAUCUUGAUGUACCCGAUUACAUCACACUUUUCAGAGUAUAUCUUGGCUCUGAUUGAAGGGAAAGAGUUUCUUCCUGAACGGCCGCGUUGGCCUGCAACGUUUUUGCCGUUGCAAGAGGUCCGCGAGCUGCUUUCUAUUGAUGCAUACGCGAUCGAUGUAGAGUAUCGCUUGAGAAUAGCGCUUGGAUCGAUGAAAAAAGGAGAAAAUGCCCUCACCAUCAUUGUCGCCAAGGAAAUCCCUUCGUGGCAGAAGAUCAUAAUCGAAUUGCUGGAGUCUCUACAUCGCAAACAGGCAGAUUUUCCUCACAAAGUUUGGUGUGAAGAAGAUUCCGCCAUCAUUUCACGCAUGCAUGCUGCUCUGAAAAAUAGCCUACCACCUCUUCCAAAAGAAAUCUCAAAGAAAGUGGUCCCAUGGAUGGUUGAAUUGAAAAAGAGAGUCGAGUCUGUAGGCCCUUCCGCUUUUAAUCGUUUGCUUCUGUUUGACGAGAUGCAAAUGCUUGAUGUUUUCCUGCCUCAUUUAAGGCACGCCCUUUCUUUGCCAGCAUUGCCUAUUUUUACGGUGGAAAAGCUUUCGGCCAAUCAGGGCAAUGCCGCCUCUCCCCUGGAGGCGUUUUUGAUGCAGAAGAUGACCCUGGCAAUCCCUGGCGAGCCUGCAAUAGUGUGUUAUCAAGCAGAAAAAUAUUCGACUGAAGACCUGGCGUCCCGCCUGCAGGGCACCGGUUUGGAUGAGAUAUCAGCUAACGGACAUAAAUGUUAG
Mitosporidium daphniae is the source of this 2928-nucleotide messenger RNA. RefSeq lists its product as uncharacterized. Bases 1 to 2928 code for a protein of 975 amino acids. Gene Ontology annotation, molecular function: leucine-tRNA ligase activity; ATP binding; aminoacyl-tRNA deacylase activity. Lineage: Eukaryota; Fungi; Microsporidia. The record is from RefSeq and is a predicted model, not a curated record. The transcript has a single exon. Gene Ontology annotation, biological process: leucyl-tRNA aminoacylation.